Anoplopoma fimbria (sablefish) is the source of this 1485-nucleotide messenger RNA. It is a transcript of the gene lrrc61, whose product is annotated as leucine rich repeat containing 61. The transcript is spliced from 9 exons. Gene Ontology annotation, biological process: outer dynein arm assembly. Bases 158 to 943 code for a protein of 261 amino acids. Gene Ontology annotation, cellular component: cytoplasm. The record is from RefSeq and is a predicted model, not a curated record. Lineage: Eukaryota; Metazoa; Chordata; Actinopteri; Perciformes; Anoplopomatidae. Gene Ontology annotation, molecular function: protein binding.
GAGCCUCAGUCCGUUUAACACACCUGUGUUAUUGCAGCACAGAUGCCAGUUUUCACAGUUCACCCCCCAAAACAACCUCUGCCAUUGCGUUGAUUAGGAAAACCACCAUUUUUUAAUUGCUAAAAGGUGGCUUUCAAAGUAGCAAAGUUGCCCCGCGAUGGACUCAAAGCGGGAUAAAGAGCAAGAUGCAGACUGUGAGAAGAUAACUGCUGUGCUGCUCAAGUCACGUACGGGAGAAUUUGAUUUGGAGUCAAUACUGUUCCUCAAAUUGAGAGGUCUUGGAAUACAUGAUCUUGGAUGCAUUGGGGAGUGUGUGAAUUUAGAGAAACUGGACCUCUCUGGAAAUAACAUCACAAAUUUGGCUCCUCUAGCAUCUCUUCGGCUUCUUUCUGUACUCGGUUUGUCUGCCAACAGGAUUUCCAAUUUAGAGCCCCUGCGCAGUUGUGAGAGUUUACAGCACUUAAACUUGGCUGGUAAUAUCAUAUCAAGCAUUGAGAGCCUACACAGCCUUCAACCUUUGAGAAAGCUAGAAAAUAUACGUCUUAAAGACAACACUUACAAUUAUACUAAUCCAGUGUGCAGGAACUCAUCAUACAGAAACAUAGUUCUUGAGAUGUUCCCCAACAUCAAGGUGCUGGAUGGCGAAAGAGUGGUCGGACGUGGGAGUGAAUUGUACCAGUUAUGCAAAGAUAUUGAUGAGACCAUCAAAGCCGGUUUAUACAAGAACGGACAGCUUGUUGAACAUCCAGAUUGCAAACCAUGGGUGGAGGAUAAUUACUGGGAGAUAAAAAGAUCAAAUAAUGCCAUUAUUGAAGAGGCCUACAAACAGUUUAAUGAUGUUCUUCAUGAAUGCAGACUCCUCAACAACAGAGCUACUCAUGUAAUUUCUCAAACUGAAAGAUCUAUGAGCCUGAAGAAGCAGCCAAAGCAGUAUGCUAUCUGAGUUGGGCUAUUUUAGACACAUUCGUGUUCUUGUUGUAUGAUAUACCAUGGCUAAUGUACUGUAGGUUUUACAAAUUACUAAACUUUAUCCAAAUGCUUGAUAAGUAUCAUUGCCAGACACGUGCUUUGUGUUGCAGUGUGAGGCAUUUGUUGAAAUUCUAUCUCAUCCUAUGCAUUAUGUAUCGAAGGAUACAUGUAAGUGGUUUGAAAACCUUUAUCCAUACUGAAACCCUUCAGUUUGGUUCAGAGAUGUAUUUACUUGCACAGUGUGCAUUUUGUACCAUGUUGUAGCCUGCAUUUAUGCUGAGAGAUAUGCUGCUAAGAAUUUCUAUACGUAGAAAUCGAGCUUUUUUUCCAUUUCGCAUUGCUGGAUAAUUUUUGGAGUAAAUGUCUCCCAUGCUGUAUGCUUUCUUUGUAAGGUGAACUUUUGCAAAAAAAGUGAUUGAAUGAUUGUUUCAGCUGUUUCUACAUGUUUUAUAUCAUAAAGUGUAUGAUGUGUGGAACCACCUUGUGGAAAAUACAAUGCUUAUAAAGUUGUGCUUC